AUGUCAUUUAUUUUGUGUACAUUCUGCCUAAUUUAUCUUUUCGGCUCAAGUCUUCAGAUGUGGUCGGACGAAUCUAAAAAAUUAUUCGAAAAUUGUUAUGAGGAUAGGAAAGGUAGGAGCAUCCAGCUUCAUGAUGAUGUCACUGGCUCUGGGGCUCCUGCUCUGGACAUCUGCCUGGAAAAAUGUCGAUCCAAAAAAGUUACAUUCAUGGCUUUAAAAGUUAACGCCUGCUUUUGUUUUGAAAAAUAUCCUCUGGAGUGGAUUCGGGUGGAUCCAACAAUUUGUCGUAAAGGAAGAUUUGGUAGCCAAUGCGAGAACAGAUGCCACUGCAACGAGCUGCCAUGCAGAGUUAAAGAUGGAUUGUGUCAUAUGAGAGACUCAAGUUGCCAGAAAAAUUGGCUUGGUAAAGCCUGCAACCUCUCAGGUUUGACGCACGUGUUUUAA
This is a messenger RNA of Helobdella robusta, 444 nucleotides long. RefSeq lists its product as hypothetical. Bases 1 to 444 code for a protein of 147 amino acids. Lineage: Eukaryota; Metazoa; Annelida; Clitellata; Rhynchobdellida; Glossiphoniidae. The record is from RefSeq and is a predicted model, not a curated record. The transcript has 3 exons.